AUGGAAUUCACGGAUCGACAUUCAAUCUAUGCCACGGCAGUAGACACUGUGCAUAGCAACGAGUCACCUCCACCCCUGGACCUUGUGGGGGGAGUCUUUAGAGUUGGACGGAAGCUCGGUUCUGGCUCGUUCGGACGCAUUUACCAAGCAAUCAACGCGCAGAACGGACAAGAAGUGGCAGUGAAGGUCGAAGGCAAUGACGGCAGUCAUCCCAUGCUUCUCUACGAAGCCAAGCUUCUGAAGCAUCUGGAGGGGGGCCAGGGCUUUUCCAGCGUAUAUUUUUCGGGCAGGGAGGGCGGCUUUAACGUCAUGGUGAUGGAUUUGCUCGGGCCAUCCUUGGAGGACGUUUUCUCCAGCUUCCAGCGGAAGUUUAGCAUGAAGACCGUGUUGAUGCUGGGGGAGCAGAUGAUCAACAGAAUAGAGUACCUGCACUCCAAGGACUUUAUCCACCGGGACUUGAAGCCGGACAACUUUCUGAUAGGCUCAGGCAGCAAGUUCAACCUUGUGUACUUGAUCGAUUUUGGCCUUGCAAAGCGCUACAGGGACAGCAACAACCAGCACAUCCCCUGGAGCCAGCGCAAAAGUUUGACUGGCACUGCUCGAUAUGCCUCCGUCAACGCCCACAAGGCAUCAGAGCAGAGCCGGCGGGAUGAUAUGGAGGCGCUGGGGUACAUCUUGGUGUACUUCAGCCUUGGCGUCCUUCCUUGGCAAGGGCUGCAGGCCGGGACCAAGGAGCAGAAAUACAAGAGAAUCAUGGAGAUCAAAGAAGGCUUGUCAGUGGAGAAGCUCUGCAAAGGUAGUUCUUCAGCACUGGCUUCGUAUGUCUCAUACUGCAAGUCCCUGGACUUCGAGGAUCGGCCUGACUACGCUUACCUUCGUCGCUUGUUCAAGGAUUUCUUGGCCAACGAAGGGCUGCAGAAUGACGGAGUGUUCGACUGGUCUGACGGGGAGACCCUAGGACCUGGGCAGAGACGGCAAGGCAGCGUGAGCAAAGCCAAACGAUCCAGAAGAGGCCGCGAGAUGGCGAGCUCAGUUGCUGUCGCCACCGAGGCGGAAAGAUUCACCAUAAGACAUAGCAGCAAAUUGACCUCGCGCCAGAAGAGCAACCCCUUUCCGGACAUGGAUACGGUGGCUCCGAUUGUGGAGGCUGAGGCUGAGCAGCCGAUACUAUCCACUCUUGGAGAAAGGCUCUCAAAGUUCUUCGGCUGCUGCCGCGCGCAGAGCGAGGAACCACUUUAUGGCAUCGUCGAUGGCGGUUUGCCAAAGUACAGCCUUGCCAUGGCAUGCUCCAGUCAGCUGGGCUCCAAAGGUAGGGUCAUGAUAGCCUGUGACCGCGUAUCGCUCCAUGACGAGAUUGCGAUCUUUGCGGAGCUCGCUGCGGUGCGGAUAUCCACCGGGAAAGUAGAUCCCUGGCAGGAUGACCUGUACAUGCCCGCCAUCGCGCGGCCGCAGGCGCGGACGCCUCCAGCGCGACCCCGGCACCGGGAUCGGCAGGGCGCUGGCGAGGAGCUGGCCAAGAAGGUUUGGCUGGGAUCCGCGGACACACGCGUAUGGGUGGUGCAAGCGGCGGACGCUGAGCAACCGGCAGAUGGCGCUGGCAAAUGUGCGACUGAGGCUGUGCAAGCUCGAACGCCGCAGACUGCCAGCGAGAAAGAGGCAGUGCAAGCCUACCUGUGCCACAAGUACUUGUUGAAGCGCGCGUCCCGCCUCCUGAGCUACAAAAUUAACCGUGCUGAAGAGGCUGGAGCCGCUGAAGCCAGCAGCAGGUGGGCGAAGUCUCGUGGCAGCACGCAAGCCAAGCUUCAGGCGAGGCUGGAGAUGGGGCCGCUGCCGGGGCCGAGCGCCUCAAGGAGGCUGAAGCUUCAGAAGCUCCGUGUGGCGCGCGCCCAGCUGCUGGAGCUCGAGCUCCGUGUUCAUGCUCCGCCUGGAGCAUUUGCCAAUAUUUUGGCACUCCUCUACGGGAUGCCGAUGAAGGUGCGGCCGAAGGACGUGAAGCGGUGGUGCAGCAAGGCCUGGUGGCCUGAGCUGGGCGUGGCGCAAGAGCUGCAGCUCCGAAGCGUGGAGACGUGCCUCAGGACGGUGCUCGUGGGUUUGCUGCAGCAUUUGCCCUGGGACAGCUGCUGGGCCCUGCUGCCACUGGCCCACGCCCAUGGGCUCCAAGAGGAGACGGCGCUGUGUUGCGAGGUCCUGGCGCGGCGGGGCGGGGAGGUGCCGCACCUGCGCCUGCGUGUGGUGCAGGACCUGCCGCUGAACGCCCUGAGUCACCUCCUCAGCUGCGACGCCUGGGUGGCCUCCUCCGAAGCCCAGGUCUUCGGGGUCCUGGAGGCUUGGCUCAAAUCAAAGCCCUGGGCGGAUUCGGAGGAGAAGAAGGCGCCUGCAGAGAUCUUCGCAGCUUCCGCGGAGUGGGGCAUACGGUGGGGCCUGCUGCAUUCCCGG
Effrenium voratum is the source of this 2436-nucleotide messenger RNA. The record is from the annotation of a GenBank genome assembly. Lineage: Eukaryota; Dinophyceae; Suessiales; Symbiodiniaceae.